UUAAGGCUGCUGCUCGGCAGUGGAGCUUCAGAGCGCCUUCGCAGCUCAGGAAAGUAGAAGCAGCUUCACGGGAUUUUUUGUGUUUCAGCCUCAGCAGCCGAGCGGUUUCUUUUCUAACACUGAAACGUGGGACCGUGGGAAAUACAGUGACAUCGGAAUGACUGAUGAGUGAUGAUCAAAGGGCCUCCACAAAUAAGUAGGACAUUCUCUGCUGAUGGCAGUGAUGGAGAACGCAACAUGGCCACAUCCCUCAUACCUCCCACAUUAUCUCCUCCGUGGUGACCCUUUCGCCUCAAGACUCUCCAGGGAGGCGGACAUUGUUGCAGCUCUUUACGUCUGUAUCAUAGGAAUCAUGUCUGCAACAGGGAAUGGAUAUGUCAUUUAUAUGACCAUGAAACGGAAGACCAAGUUAAAGCCUCCUGAGCUCAUGACUGUUAACCUAGCCAUCUUUGAUUUUGGCAUAUCAGUGACAGGAAAGCCCUUUUUCAUUGUGUCUAGUUUAUCCCACCGCUGGCUGUUUGGCUGGGAGGGCUGUCGAUUCUAUGGCUGGGCAGGCUUCUUCUUUGGAUGUGGGAGCCUCAUCACAAUGACUGUGGUCAGCCUGGACCGGUAUCUCAAGAUUUGCCAUCUCCGAUAUGGCGCAUGGCUAAAACGCCACCACGCGUUCCUGUGCCUGGCCUUUGUAUGGGUGUAUGCAGCCUUCUGGGCCACAAUGCCCCUGGUGGGCUGGGGAAACUACGCCCCGGAGCCCUUUGGGACCUCUUGUACCCUGGACUGGUGGUUGGCACAAGCCUCAGUGUCUGGCCAGAGCUUCGUCAUGGCCAUUUUGUUCUUCUGUCUUAUACUCCCUGCAGGCAUCAUUGUCUUCUCUUAUGUUAUGAUCAUCUUCAAGGUCAAGUCAUCUGCUAAGGAAAUUUCACAUUAUGAUGCACGCAUCAAAAACAGCCACACCCUUGAAAUGAAACUCACAAAGGUGGCAAUGGUGAUCUGCACAGGCUUCUUGAUAGCUUGGAUCCCUUAUGCAGUGGUGUCAGUGGUGUCAGCAUUUGGUGAGCCAGACUCAGUGCCUAUCCCUGUGUCUGUUGUUCCUACGUUGCUGGCCAAAUCCUCCGCAAUGUACAAUCCCAUUAUCUACCAGCUUGUGGACCUGAAAAUCUCAGCCUCCUGUUUUAAGGCCAUGAAGAAACGAAGGCAUUUUAGAAAGUCAAGGUUCUAUGCCAUCUCUGGCUCAUUAAAAGACACACCACCAGCCAAAGAAGCCCACAUUGAGGUGUGAGACAAAUUAUGAGGCUACAUGACCUCUUCUUACCUCUUCUAUUUUGGACAGUUUGCCUUGUUCCCUGUCCUAUGUGCUCUACCAAUCACUCUCGCCAUUUUCUGUGACAUCAUGGACUGCAUACAUUUGUUCCCAAGUAUCACAGCUUGGUUUUGCAUCCACACUGGAUAUCCAUGUAACCCUCAGCUCCCAACUUCUUAGUUGGAAAACAUCUUUCCUAUGUGGUUUUCUUCCCAUGUGGUCACUUGAAUGGUGUUGUUUUACAUUGGCAGUUUGCAUGUGAUAAACCUACUCUUUCAGCUUUUUCCCCCUCAUUAUUACAGACACAUUGUUUGUCAAUGCUAUUAGCAAACAAUGCACAUCUUACUGUCUUACCAGCAUUUUUGCUACCAGCUCUUAGCCACUGUAAACCCAAAACUUAAGAUAUACCUUUUUUGGUGGAGAAAAAAAAAGUAAACCUAUUACAAAUAUUUCAAAGGUUUAAUUUUAGCAUAUUUCAAAUGCUCAACUGCAAUUUAACACUGCAACAACCUUAGCACAUGUAAGCCAUGUGCCAGUGUGCCCUCAAGCUCAAAGUAUCUUUACUGUUGUCCUUCGUACUCUUACACAUGUGGCUUAUAUAUAUAAAUAUAUAUCAAAGUCAAAAGGCACUGGAUCACCUUAGUUUCUAUGUUUUCUUCAGCUUUUUACUACACAGAACCUGUUAUGUCACUUUGAUUCAUAAAAGUAGUUAAACUAACAUUGUUACUUUUAAAACAAAGCCAAUUUAUCUAAUUGUAGUGAAUUUUUGCUGAAACCAGUCAGUUAAAGUGAUAACACCUAAAGUUUUUUAGUUUUGUUUUUCAAUAUUAACUGUUGUGGUAAUGGGCACAGAAAUAAUAAUAGUUAAAUCAGGGACAAUUUUUUAUGUGUUCAUUGUUGGGUGUCUUUUUUUGCUAAUGCAAGAAAUAACAGAAUCCAUUAAAGAGUAAUGCUGAGAAUCAGAUUUAAAAAAAAAAAAAAUCUUGUGUAUGUGUUAUAAGUAUGAAACUAUAGCUCAGAGGCAAUUAGCUUAUCUUAGUAGAACAACGAGUAACAGUAACUACUACUACUUGUUUAAUCCAGGUACCAGUUGAUAAGUUAAAGGUGAUAAAUUAUUGUUUCUUGGGCAGUUGUGUACUAAAACCAAUUGUGACAUUUGUUAAAGAUGUAAGUUGAGAUUUCAGUUAGUCAGCUUUUGAUUUCUCUGUAGACUAGAUUUUAAACUUUUUGACUUUUCAUCUAGCCUUUUCUUCUUGACAGCAUUUUUUUGCACAUUUGUGUUAAGCUAAUUUUGUUUCUCAAUUGUAGCUUCAUACUUAUAGAUACACGAGAGUGACAACUCUCAGUUGACUGAGAAGACAUCUAAUUUAAGGAUCAUGUGAGACAGUGCUAUUGCUGGCAGUUAAUUGGCUAGCUAGCAAUUGCUUGCUAGCCAUUGCUACUUAUAUGCUAAUGGAAUUGCAUCCAAACAUUGGGAAGUCAUUUAUAUCUAACUCUGUGAGUUCUAAGUCAUUGUCAGUGAUGACCUUAGCCCUAACUAGGGAUGGGUAUUGAUAAGAUUUUCACGAUUCCGAUUCCAUUUUCAAUUCUGUUUAACGAUUCGAUUCUUUAUCGAUUCUCUUAUCGAUUCUUUUUAAAAAAGGAGAACACU
Molecule: messenger RNA, 2948 nt
Organism: Oreochromis aureus
Lineage: Eukaryota; Metazoa; Chordata; Actinopteri; Cichliformes; Cichlidae
Gene: opn5
Product: opsin 5
Exons: 8
Coding region: 215-1276 (353 amino acids)
Biological process (GO): G protein-coupled receptor signaling pathway; visual perception
Cellular component (GO): membrane
Molecular function (GO): G protein-coupled receptor activity
Source: RefSeq, a predicted model, not a curated record